AUGGUCAAACCAUUACAGGAAAUCAUUGCUCUCAUCUUCAUGAAAAAUCAAGGGUGGGAGAGAAGUUUGAUUCCAGGAAAUGGACCAAAUCCGAUGCUUUUGCAGAACCUCUCAGAAAUUAAAUCCUUGCAACUCGGAGAGCAUGAGGAACAAAAUAUUACUGUGGAGGAAUUUAAGAAAGAACUUCUUUUGCAUAGAAAAGAAUUUGCUUUGGAAGGGAGUAGAAGGAAAAAGUGGAAAGAUAUGUCGAGAAUGAGGAGAGCACUUCAGAGGAAAAUAAGAAUAUUCUGUUGGAUUCUAACAGGGAAGCAAAAUCAUGAGAAAAGAGCACAACAUAUAAAGGCAACCUGGGUUAAAAGAUGCAACAAAUACUUGUUUAUGUCAUCACAAGAAGAUGAUUCACUUCCGGCACACAAUUUGAAUGUUUCGGAGGGUCGAGAAUUUUUGUGGUUGAAAACAAGGGAAGCGUUCAAGUAUAUCUACGAUCACUACCUGCAUGACUAUGACUGGUUCCUUAAAGCCGAUGACGAUACAUAUGUUAUUGUUGAGAAUUUGAGGUAUCUGCUGCUUCCAUUCUCACCAGAUGAACCAUUACAUUUCGGCCACAAAUUCAACUUAGACAAAGCCAGGAAGACAGGAUAUCACAGUGGAGGUGCAGGAUAUGUGCUUAGUCGUGAAGCGCUUCGAAGAUUCGGCCGAGCAUUUAAUAAGGAAAAGACUUGUGGAACAAAAGGAAAAACAGUAGAAGAUCUCGAAAUGGGUAAAUGCCUAGAAACUAUUGGAGUACGAAUAGGAGAUUCUCGUGAUCAGGAAGGAUUUAAUCGAUUCAAUCCAUUAAAUCCAGAUUCGAUGACAAGUGGAGCGUAUCCGAAAUGGAUCCAUACGAAGUCAUAUUACACUAUUUCACCAUCAAGAUGGUGUUGUUCUCCUUAUACGGUAUCGUUCCACUAUCUCAGACCUGCUCUCCUGUACAUGAUGGAAUAUCUAGUCUAUCGUGUAAAAGUAUUUGGAGUUCAGCAAAAAUUUAGGUUAAAUAAAAAUGAAUCGAUUUUAAAAGCUGCUUACGAGUCCGCAAUAAAAGCAAAGGGUCCCGACCAAGGCUAG
Molecule: messenger RNA, 1104 nt
Organism: Necator americanus (New World hookworm)
Lineage: Eukaryota; Metazoa; Nematoda; Chromadorea; Rhabditida; Ancylostomatidae
Exons: 10
Coding region: 1-1104 (367 amino acids)
Cellular component (GO): membrane
Molecular function (GO): N-acetylgalactosaminide beta-1,3-galactosyltransferase activity
Source: RefSeq, a predicted model, not a curated record